GGAGGACAUGAUUGAUGAUGUCAAGUAGUUUUGAAACUCACUACAAGAACAAGAACGUUGGUUCGAUGAAGAAAUCAUUAUCUUCAGAAUCUUCAUUUUUGAUGAACUUGAAAAAGAUAAAACUGAAAGGAACAACUUCAUCUUUUGCUCUUCAUCACGUCUUCUUCACUUUUCUUCUCCUACAUCAAGACCUUUCCGCGAUGAGAGGUUGUGGAGUUGGCGUUUUCGCCCUUACGGCUACCCCAUGGUCCUGGGCACCACUGGUUGAAGCGUCUUCUGGCCCAUUUCUUGAUCAUGGAGGUACUACUAGUACAACUACUUCCAGCAGUACUAAGAAAACUAGACCCCGCACAUCAUCUUCGGCAACUUCGUCAUCGUUAGAAGAUGGUGAAGAAGAUGGUGAAGCUUCUAAGUCAAGAAGUGAUACAGGUAUUUUUACUGCAGGUAGAAGUGCCUCCAGUGAUUGUGAUACCUUGGUGGAAGAAGAAGGGGUAGUUGCAACAUCAUUUGGGAAAGCCGGCACCUCCUCACUUGAAACCUGCGAAGAGCAUUCGCCUAGUUGGGCACCUGAUUCUCAACAGCAAGAGCUGCACACUCGCUAUUCUUCCGCACUAGCAGGAUCAUUUUUAUCACGCGCUUGGCCACCCGUUUUAGCUACGCUGCUUAACAACCCGUUGUUAGGUUCUAAACCUACUGCGCCUGCUUCUUCGUUCGCUCCUGUGAAUCCAAUUCGAGCCUCUUCUUUUGGUAUGAGCGCAUCUUCAAGGAAUCCCAGAUACCACGUGCAAUUGGCUGGUACAGCUGUCCCCUUUCUUCUCGGAGACUCUAAUGUUUGCCGUCUGACAAAUAAGCAACUCUUUCCUACUUGCUAUGCGGCUAUUCUUGAAGAGUACCAGAAGGCGCAUGUUGACCAGCAGAAUCAGAGGGACAAGAUGUCCUCCUCGUCCGAUGACUGUGUUUCUGGGCAGUUGCAGGAGAGCGAUUCCAAUCUAGUGUCUCAACUUCAGUGCAUGACCCUGGAUGGCGGGAAGACGGGCACAGAUACUAGAGAUGAAGGAGAGUCAAUAUCAUCAUGCAGCAGGAGACCACUUGCAUCCUGGUGGGCUGCAGGUAGCUCGUCUUGGUUUCCGGGACGACGCCCCUGUUUCCACAAUAUGGACGUGGAUCAUACGACUACAGGAGCAUCCGAGUCAAAAAGCGUGUCGGCAUCUUCUUUAAGGCGGAUUUGAACCUGGAAAAGCUUCUUCUAGUAGUGGGUAACUAGUAGGUCUGAAACUGAAAUGGAAAUUAGUUAUAGCAAGAAACCUUGAAACAGCUCUUCGACCGAAUCUGGACGAGCAUUGCGAUCCGAAUUCGUAUUCCGGUUACAAGAACUUCCCAAGUAAGCAACUAGGUCUGAAAUGACAACCACCAGGUUACAAUAACAAGGACGAAUGAUAGCAUCAUGAUUUUGUGACGAGAACACGGAAUACAUGGAAUGAAGAUAUAUAUCAUGAUUCUUUAUUGUCGCGCGUGAGUUUGCGACUUUUUUCCUUGAAAAUGCUCUAAAAAUCUCUGGAGCUGCUGAGUGCGGUUUGGCUACCUUUCUAGCUGCGUAUCCGAAUCUGGAAGAGUAUUGCGAUCCGAAUUCGUAUUCUGGGAUUGCGAGACAGCGGGGACCAUUGUCCAUACCACCGCACGUGGGCAUCGUCAUGGAUGGAAAUGGUAUGAAGGCCGCUGUGGAUGUACUUACUUUACUACUUGGUAAGGAAUGCUAAUGUAAAUGCUGGUAGUAAGUGCAAGUGAGUAAAAUAGAUAGUGGCAGGUCUUGUUGUUGACCUGCUAUGUCUUCUAUGUCAUUGCAGUUCAAUCUCCGUAAGAAUCCUGCAGUUCCAGUUCUUUGGAGUACUAGAGUCCCUAGUUGUAUAAGACGGGUAGACAUCGUCCACCUCGUGCCCCCCCUAGUUGUUGUUACUGUCAUUUUAUUUGUACUUUCUUUCCAACCCUCCGUUCUAAUCGUAGUCGCUGGGCUCAGCAACGCUCACUUCAUCGCUCCUUUGGACACAAGAAGGCAGAGGAUAAUGUGCAUAAGAUAAUCGAAGCAGCGGCAAAAAUUGGAGUUCAGCAACUCACGCUUUUUGCUUUUAGUACCACUGAAAUCUUUUUUUUUGAAUUUGAUGACCUCUACUUGUUGUUGUUUCUAGUAGUGCAUAAGUACCUAAAAUCUACAUAUUUAUAGUACUACUUCAACUACAUAGCUGCUCGUGUAUUUUUCCUUGCAUUUUUCUUAGACAGGUACAAGCGUUGUGCGUCGUGUCGGGCAAUUUCAUCUGCAUCAACUGCAUCAUUGUCAUCCUCACUCGCUUCUUCAACAGGUUCUGACAACUGGGCGCGUCCCAAGGACGAAGUUUCGCAUUUGAUGCAACGCUUUGCCUCUUUUUUGGUAGACUCGAAAUUGCGGAAACAGUUAACUGAGCAUCAGAUUCAAGUGCGUGUUAUCGGGGAUUUGUCUCCACCUUUACCUCCAUGGACUGCGGAAGAUCAGAAGAGAGUUUCAUGUGGUACUUGUAGGAAUAUACAGACAGGAGUAGUACAAGAUGAAGAGCAAGAACUAGAACACCAAGAAGAUCAAGAACAUCUUCUGAGCGGUGCUGCUUGUGCCUCUGCGCCUGUUGUAACUGGAGAAACACCUCCAAGUGUAUCUGGAAUAACCGCCGUUCCUCGAGUUCCAAGCAUGCCACAAGGGCUGACUCAAGUUUACCGAACGACGUCCCCUGACAGUGUUACUACUACCUCAUCCUAUUCCUUACCGGUAAGCGAAAGACCGCAAAUGACCAGUGAAAGCGAGAGUUGUGGGUACAACCAACUGCGUAGCCGCUUACAGACACCACCAGCUGGUGGAGGACCACAAGUUUAUGGACGAAGUUCUUUGGAGUUUCAAGUCGAAAUAGCCGAGGAUAGAUACUUACCUCGUCAAUUAGUUGUAAUACAUUGUUGUACCUAGUACUGCCACUUUUGUUUGUAAAGAUGUGAACUUUAUUAGGCUUAUAGUAGCACUGUGGAGAUUGCUUCUACCACAACAACGUAAGAUUUUUGUGAGAGGAAGAAAAAAAGCGUCGUUAUGCACCUGGACCUGAAUCGUCUAAGUACAUUUUUUGUUUAGUUUUCAACUUUCAUCUUCACGUUGUUGACAAAAGGAAGCCCCAGCUUGUUGCUGAUACUGCUUGUUCCGCGGCCCUUGAAGGAGAUUUACAAGACCAACAGGACGACCGCAUGAUCAGCAGUCAAAACACGGACUCCUCUUGGCUACGUUUGGCAACCCCAACGCCUUCGAUUCCUACCUCCCCCUUUACCAGCUUCUUCGCCGUGGGAGGCGGCGCGUUUUCAUCGACAAACCCGCUGAAUCUGAAUACAUCCCCCACAGCUGCUGCAUCUGGAGCAUCUGCUUCUGCAGGUGAAGGAGGCUUAGCUCGUGCUAUUGCUGGAUCUUCCAAGAGGAAAGGUUGGAAAUCUCUGUCACCUCCUGUGCAAAAUCACUACCUAAAAAGCUCGCAUCAAUCGUCUGGGUGUCUUGUUUUAUGCGCACGCAAUUAUUUCAGUUUCGAAUGGAUUGAGUAGAUGCAGGUCUUCUAGAUCUACAUACUUACUAAAAGCUUCUACUUACUCAUUAUAAUUUCUGAGCAGUCUCUUCAACUUCAAAGAUGUUUCGUCGACGACCAUGAGAAAAAGAGGGACACUCCUGCAGUUGUAUGGGCUCUCUGGCCUAACUUGACCAUUUCACUUCAAUCCUUCCUUGUGCUUCUUGAAAUGAUCUCUGAAAACCGUCUCCACCGUGCUUUAUUUUUUCUAAUUAUACCAACUUCCACCCCCACAGCUGGGCGUGGCUGUGGCAGCAUCAAGACUUCUGCACACAAUAAAAAGUGUGGCACACCCCGAGUCGCGUCUUCCGGGAGAGGCAUGAUUGCCGGAAGUUCUAGAGCCUUUGGGGGGCGAACUUCUUCCUCCGGGAGGAAUAAGAAAGCUACGAAUUAUCUUCCUGGAACAAAUGUUACUACUGGUGGAACCACUAGUAGUAGAACAACAACAAGAUCAAAGUCGCUAAUAUCUUCUGAGGAGGACUUUGACCAACAAGGGGGUGAACAAGGUCAAACUCAGGAAGUUCCUGCAUCAUCUUCUCCUUGCGCCGCUACCGAGAACCAGAUGACCUCAGCACAACAAGGACCCUUCAACAUGUCUUCGAGUGAGGAUCUUCCUGUCGCAAACAGCUGCUCUGCUUCGAGGAGCAAUUCCCCUCCUGGGUCUGGUGACGAGUCAGCUACUUCUCCCGGUCUAAAGCAAGUAGCACUAGACACGACAGGUACAGAAAUAGGCGGGCUACAACCAGAACAACAACAACAACAAUUACGGCUUUAUCGCCUACUCCACCAUGACCUUCAGAAGCAUCUUGAAGCUGUUUCUUAAGGAGAAAGAAGCACCAAGAUGCAUCUCAGGAUGGAUAAGGGUGAGCUCUAAAGCAAGGAGGUGGCUUCGUGUCGUCCUUGAAAGCUGGAGCUACUGGCUUGCUCCGACGAGGACAAGACCUCUUUUCGCCGGCUAGCGGGGCCGAUGUUAUGGUGUUAGAAUUAAUCAGUUUCAGUAUCAGGAUGAUCAGACUGAAUUAUAGAUAUGGACUACUUCUUCUUCUUCUUCUGGUUCUUGUUCUGAGCCAGGUCCACCUACUAGCAACUACGUUUUCUGAUGCAAAUUUCGGCGUAACGAAAAUAAUCUUUUUUGAUUGUUGUUCUGCCUCCCGAUAAACUUGUUCUAAAAUCUCCAGACGCAGCACGUCUACUUCAGGAUUCGAAUUCACCCUGUUGGAUCCAAAUGAAGCAGAAGCAAGUGAACACAUCACGGCUUCAAGCACAAAGAAGAAAGGACUCCAACUAGAUACAGCUUCCCGAGAGCGUUUCCAACAACUCAUCGCGGAUUUGCAAAACGAGACCAAGGACCACAAGGGAAUGCGGCUCAAUAUCCUCUUGAGCUACUCGUCGUCGUGGGAAAUUCAACAGGGGGUCGAGAGAUACGUGAUUAUGGCUUACUAAUCUUUCAUGCCGAGAAAGAGAAAAUAGUAUCCGUCACGAACAAGAGUGAACUAGAUCAUCUUCUGAAUGACCUCGUAUAAAAAGAUAGCUCCAAUCAAUAUCAAGGGUUGGAUGUUGGCAUCUCUAUGCGCAUCUCUGUGAUGGUCCCAACCCCAAGUGAUGCUUCUAAAACCAAGUUCUGUGCAGAUUACGGUGGUUUCGAAUCUGUGGCGGGUGAUGAAAUGGCCGAACAGUUACCCUGGUGCGAUAAUCUAGUGCGAAUGAUGCAUGUGGAUUCCGACGUGGAUCUCUUAGUUCGGUGAGAACUUACAGAAGAUUCAUCACAUUUCUCUAAAAACUGAGUACUUCUACUUACACUUACGGGUAACAAGAACUAUUCGUGCAUCGACCGACGUUUCUUCACCUCAACUACAGAAUGAUCUUCAGAUGAAGUUCCAUUCUUGUUCACAUAGACAUCUUCAUCAUCAUCUUACAGAACCGGCAAUGCUGCUCGUUUGUCGGAAUUUUGUUUGACGCAGCUGAGGUAUGCAGAGUUGUAUUUGGAAAGCAAAUUUUUUCCGGACUACACACCUGACGACUUGCUCUCGGCGAUUCGGUCUUACAGUGGCAGACAGCGCCGACGCGGUAAGACGCCGGAGCAGGCAGCAGCGGAAUUGGCACAACAGAGGGGACAGCCUGUUGAGUGUUCCUGAACAUCAUGCUGUUGGGGUUUGAAAUACCUUUUGGAGUUUGGACCUGACCAUCAUGGUGGAAAGUUUGGAAAUGAGAGUACUCAAGACCUUCUUCUACUUCAUGCUGAGUGUCUUGAUUCAUCGCAGCACUACGCUGCUUAUAAUGGGUAUCGUCAGUAGAGGACCUAGAAGUACUAGAUGUGCCGCAAAUAAUAUACCUACAGAGAGAUUUCUUUAACGAUUAGAAACUGAGCCCAAUCAUUAACAUUAUGGGACGCACACACAUGAGGAUUGACAGAAAAAAAUAGGACAAGCACGAGCACCCGCUUCCCGCUUCGGAUCCAGGACAAUACAUAACGAAAAUUCAUUGGAGAUUCCAACAGUGGUCGUCCGUAUGAGUAAGCAUAACCAUAGACUUCCUUGUCUUUCGUUUCUUUCACACUAUUCUAUUCACAAUUGUAGUGGAUCAUUGAAGCUUUGGCGAAGAAUCCAUGUUGGCAUGUUGCUGCUCGUGUGGAUGAUCUAUAAGAUUGGAGUAAAUAGAAGGUGGAAUUAUGCAUUAAUAUAUCAUGACCACUCGGCUGCAUCUAAAAUCUAAUUGAGUUUGAGAUGAAGUGAAAGAAGUUUUUGUGUUGUCUUUGUGUGUAUUCUGCACUUCAUUAAAUGAUUCUUUUUUUGAGUUCUUAAGAACCGAAGUACUUACGACGUAGUAGGUGUAUAAUCAGCGAGCCCAAGAAGCACAUUCCAAACAAGAGUAUAGGUCGAACUACUUAUCUUGGUUCAAUGAUCUGGUAGAACGAAGCAUCAGCUGUUUGCUUUUGGACAGAAGUCACCAGAGCAACAGGAACAAAAAGUAUUGCG
Molecule: messenger RNA, 6592 nt
Organism: Amoebophrya sp. A25
Lineage: Eukaryota; Dinophyceae; Syndiniales; Amoebophryaceae
Source: the annotation of a GenBank genome assembly